AUGUCUGAAUGGAAGUUCAGUGGGCAUACCCUUCGCGAGAUCUACAACAGCCUGGGAUCCCCCUGCCAAGCGACAUUAGCUAAUGGCAAGACAUUCUCAGGAAACCUUUACAAUGUCGACCCAGAAACCUUGACGCUCCUUAUUCUCCAGGUGCCACCAACACCAACACCAAUACAGGAACAGAGUUCGGAGCAGGCAAAGGAUACGAUAUUAGAGACGAGCGAACAACAACAACAACAAGAACAACAACAGCAAGAACUUCCAUUGCCUGAAGAUGCCAGGAAGCCCCAGGACCAAGAACCCACACAGACUCAGACUCAGGCACAGGUGUCACUCUCUACAAACCAACAACCUACGUCAAACGUGACUCUCGCUACGAAUGGGGGCACGCAGAGGGUACGACCAACUAUGGUGGCGAUCCGUCAGCAUGCGCUCAAAUCCUUUUCCAUUGAGGGUAGUCGCUUGACGACAGAGACGAUGGAAGCUCUAGCAGGUCUACCAGCCCCUCCCAACAUCUCUCCUGUCGACAUUGAGUCCCGCAAGCAGAGUAUCAUUACCAUGCUCGACUCGGACAAGCCAGCCAUGUCCAACUACCCGCCACCAAACACAGGCUACUACCCGCCUCAGCCCCAACAACAGCCCCACUAUGGCGCACAACCACAGCCCCAAUACGUGCCCCUCCAACAGCAAACCCAAUGGGGUCUCCAACCCACUCCUCCAGAACAACAACAAAACUACUACGCGCCUCAGGGACAACCCAUGCCUCCACCCACCUACGACGGCUCUAUCAACCCAGACUCUGGCCUGCCCACCAAAUUCAACCCAAAACCAAAAUACAAUGACCUCUGGGCCGCUAUUCUCUUUGCAGUCCAGUUCGCGGGUUUUGUGGUCUUGAGUUAUUUCGCUAUUUCGAAUGCGCUGAAGACUGGGUCGGGUCCUGGGGGUGCCAAGGGGAUUGGAAGUUUGUUUUCGAUGGGCGGGUUGAUUACGCUUUGUAUCUCUGUCGGUGUAGGUGCCAUCUUUAGUGUGGCCUACUUUUUUUUGACGGUUGCCUUCCCGACCUUCGUCAUCAAGGCUACGUUGUUGUUGAGCAUCUUGUUGUACUUGGCAGUGGCAGCCUACUACCUGUAUCUCCGCAUGUGGAUUAUUGGAGGCAUCGCCCUUGUCUUUGGAGUCCUUUACGCUUUCAUGUGGUUCGCCUGGAAGUCUCGCAUCCCCUUUGCCAGUGUGAUGUUGAAGACAGUGACCUCGGUCUCGCGCGACUACCCCGCGACCUACGCAGUCUCGUUCCUGGGUCUCGUCGCCCAAGUCGCCUACAGCAUCUACUUUCUCCUUGUCUUUGCCGGUGUCUACGACUACUACUUCAACUCUGGAACCGCCUCUGGAAACGACCGCUCGGCUUUGUUCUAUGUCCUCGUCGUCUUUGCCGUCUUUUCGUUCUACUGGACCUCCCAGGUGCUGUCUAACAUUGUCCAUACGGCCAUCUGUGGAGUCUUCGCGACUUAUUACUUCAUGGCUGGAUCCCCACAGGGUAUGACCAAGUCACCCACCAUCGAGUCCUUGAAGCGCGCGUGCACAACUUCCUUUGGAUCUAUCUGCUUUGGAUCCCUGGUCAUUGCGAUCAUCCAGACGCUGAGGUUUGUUGCGAACAUGGCCCGUGGGGAUGGAGACGGUAUCAUGGCAUUCGUCGCCUGCUGUAUCGACUGUAUCCUCUCCUGUCUUCAAGGAAUCGCCGAGUUCAUCAACAAGUACGCGUUCGCCCAAAUCGCCAUCUACGGAAAGCCUUACAUGCAAGCCGCCCGCGACACAUGGACCAUCAUUCAGGACAGGGGAAUCGAACAAAUCAUUAACGAUAACCUUAUCGGAAACGUCUGGGGCAUGGCGGCCAUCUUCUCUGGAUUCCUUUCGGGACUGGGUACAUACUUGUACCUUCACUUUGCAAAGCCCGCGUUUAACGCCAAUGACCAGUUGACGAUUGCGUUGGUUAUUGUGGGCUUUGUGAUGGGUUUGCAGAUCUGCUUUACGGUCGGUACAGUGAUUGACAGUGGAGUUGUCACGACGUUUGUUUGUUUGGCCGAGGACCCUGCGGCUCUGGCGAGGACCAAGCCAGAUUUGUUUGCGAGGAUCCAAGCUACCUGGCCCGAGGUCGUUCAGGGCGUUCAUUACUAA
Molecule: messenger RNA, 2169 nt
Organism: Linnemannia hyalina
Lineage: Eukaryota; Fungi; Mortierellomycota; Mortierellomycetes; Mortierellales; Mortierellaceae
Source: the annotation of a GenBank genome assembly